GCUGAGAUUUAGCCGCGCGAUGCCCGCGCAGGGGCGGGGGCCGCGGGCCGGGGGAGGCGCUCAGAGUCCGGAGCCGCCGAGCGAGAUAACCAGCCCGAGUCAUGCAGUCUUUUCGAGAAAGGUGUGGUUUCCAUGGCAAACAACAGAACUACCAGCAGACCUCGCAGGAAACAUCACGCCUGGAGAAUUACAGGCAGCCGAGUCAGGCCGGGCUAAGCUGCGACCGGCAGCGGCUGCUCGCCAAGGAAUAUUAUAACCCGCAGCCUUACCCGAGCUAUGAGGGUGGCGCUGGCACGCCCUCUGGCACAGCGGCCGCAGUGGCCGCCGACAAGUACCACCGAGGCAGCAAGGCCCUGCCCACGCAGCAGGCCCUGCAGGGGAGGCCAGCUUUCCCUGGCUAUGGCGUCCAGGACAGCAGCCCCUACCCGGGCCGCUAUGCUGGUGAGGAGAGCCUGCAGGCUUGGGGUGCCCCACAGCCACCACCCCCACAGCCGCAGCCCCUACCAGCGGGGGUGACCAAGUAUGAUGAGAACUUGAUGAAAAAGACAGCAGUGCCCUCCAGCAGGCAGUAUGCAGAGCAGGGCGCCCAGGUACCCUUUCGGACUCACUCCCUGCACGUCCAGCAGCCACCGCCGCCCCAGCAGCCCCUGGCAUACCCCAAGCUCCAAAGGCAGAAACUGCAGAACGACAUUGCCUCCUCUCUGCCCUUCCCCCAGAGUACCCACUUUCCUCAGCAUUCCCAGUCCUUCCCUACCUCCUCCACCUACUCCUCCUCUGUCCAGGGCGGUGGGCAGGGUGCCCACUCCUAUAAGAGUUGCACAGCGCCGACUGCCCAGCCCCAUGACAGGUCACUGACCGCCAGCUCCAGCCUGGCCCCGGGGCAGCGGGUCCAGAAUCUUCAUGCCUAUCAGUCGAGCCGCCUCAGCUAUGACCACCAGCAGCAGCAGCAGCAGCAACAGCAGCAGCAGCAAGCCCUUCAGAGCCGGCACCAUGCCCAGGAAACCCUCCAUUACCAAAACCUUGCCAAGUAUCAGCACUACGGGCAGCAAGGCCAGGGCUACUGCCAGCCGGACGCAGCUGUCCGGACCCCGGAGCAGUACUACCAGACCUUCAGCCCCAGCUCCAGCCACUCACCCGCCCGCUCCGUGGGCCGCUCGCCUUCCUACAGCUCCACGCCGUCGCCACUGAUGCCAAACCUGGAGAACUUUCCCUACAGCCAGCAGCCGCUCAGCACCGGGGCCUUCCCUGCGGGGAUCACUGACCACAGCCACUUCAUGCCCCUGCUCAAUCCCUCCCCAACGGAUGCCACCAGCUCCGCAGACACCCAGGCUGGCAACUGCAAGCCCCUUCAGAAGGACAAGCUCCCCGAGAACCUGCUGUCAGAUCUCAGCCUGCAGAGCCUCACGGCGCUGACCUCGCAGGUGGAGAACAUCUCCAACACCGUCCAGCAGCUGCUACUCUCCAAGGCUGCCGUGCCGCAAAAGAAAAGUGUCAAGAAUCUCGUGUCCAGGACCCCGGAGCAGCACAAAAGCCAGCACUGCAGCCCCGAAGGCAGUGGCUACUCGGCCGAGCCCGCAGGCACACCACUGUCAGAGCCGCUGAGCAGCACGCCACAGUCCACGCAUGCAGAGCCACAGGAGGCCGACUACCUGAGCGGCUCUGAGGACCCACUGGAGCGCAGCUUUCUCUACUGCAACCAGGCCCGUGGCAGCCCUGCCAGGGUCAACAGCAACUCGAAGGCCAAGCCCGAAUCUGUGUCCACCUGUUCCGUGACCUCUCCUGAUGACAUGUCCACCAAAUCUGACGAUUCCUUCCAGAGCCUGCACAGCAGUCUCCCACUCGACAGCUUCUCGAAGUUCGUGGCGGGUGAGCGGGACUGUCCGCGGCUGCUGCUCAGCGCCCUGGCACAGGAGGACCUGGCCUCCGAGAUCCUGGGGCUGCAGGAAGCCAUCGGUGAGAAGGCCGACAAAGCUUGGGCUGAAGCACCCAGCCUGGCCAAGGACAGCAGCAAGCCACCCUUCUCACUGGAGAACCACAGCGCCUGCCUGGACUCUGUGGCCAAGGGUGCGUGGCCCCGGCCUGGGGAGCCAGAAGCCCUGCCUGACUCCUUGCAGCUGGACAAGGGCGGCAAUGCCAAGGACUUCAGCCCAGGGCUGUUUGAAGACCCUUCUGUGGCCUUCGCUACCCCUGACCCCAAAAAGACAACUGGUCCUCUCUCCUUUGGCACCAAGCCCACCCUUGGGGCUCCUGCUCCAGACCCUACCACAGCAGCUUUUGACUGUUUCCCGGACACGACCGCUGCCAGCUCAGCGGACAGUGCCAACCCCUUUGCCUGGCCAGAGGAAAACCUGGGGGAUGCUUGUCCCAGGUGGGGAUUGCACCCUGGCGAGCUCACCAAGGGCCUGGAGCAAGGUGGGAAGGCCUCAGAUGGCGUCAGCAAAGGGGAGACCCAUGAGGCUUCAGCCUGCCUGGGCUUCCAGGAGGAGGACCCCCCUGGGGAGAAGGUGGCCUCGUUGCCUGGGGACUUCAAGCAGGAGGAGGCAGGUGGGGUGAAGGAGGAGGCAGGUGGGCUGCUGCAGUGCCCCGAGGUGGCCAAGGCUGACCGGUGGCUGGAGGACAGCCGGCACUGCUGUUCCACCGCCGACUUCGGGGACCUCCCACUGCUGCCGCCCACCAGCAGGAAGGAGGACCUGGAAGCUGAGGAGGAGUACUCCUCCCUGUGUGAGCUCCUGGGCAGCCCCGAGCAGAGGCCCGGCAUGCAGGACCCGCUGUCACCCAAGGCCCCACUCAUCUGCACCAAGGAGGAGGUGGAGGAGGUGCUGGACUCCAAGGCCGGCUGGGGCUCUCCGUGCCAUCUCUCAGGGGAGUCCGUCAUCCUGCUGGGCCCCACCGUGGGCACUGAGUCAAAGGUCCAGAGCUGGUUUGAGUCCUCUCUGUCCCACAUGAAGCCAGGUGAAGAGGGGCCUGACGGGGAGCGAGCUCCAGGGGAUUCCACCACCUCGGACGCCUCUCUGGUCCAGAAGCCCAACAAGCCUGCUGUGCCUGAGGCACCCAUUGCAAAGAAAGAGCCUGUGCCACGGGGCAAAAGCUUACGGAGCCGUCGGGUGCACCGGGGGCUCCCCGAGGCUGAGGACUCCCCAUGCAGGGCACCAGCGCUGCCCAAAGACCUCUUGCUCCCUGAAUCCUGCACAGGGCCCCCACAGGGACAGAUGGAAGGGGCCGGAGCCCCAGGCCGGGGGGCCUCAGAAGGGCUCCCCAGGAUGUGUACCCGUUCUCUCACGGCCCUGAGUGAGCCCCGCACACCCGGGCCUCCAGGCCUGACCACCACCCCUGCACCCCCAGACAAACUGGGGGGCAAGCAGCGAGCUGCCUUUAAGUCGGGCAAGCGGGUGGGGAAGCCCUCACCCAAGGCUGCCUCCAGUCCCAGCAACCCGGCCGCCCUGCCUGUGGCCUCCGACAGCAGCCCAAUGGGCUCCAAGACCAAGGAGACGGACUCGCCCAGCACGCCUGGCAAGGACCAGCGCUCCAUGAUCCUUCGGUCGCGCACCAAAACCCAGGAGAUCUUCCACUCCAAGCGGCGGAGGCCCUCUGAGGGCCGGCUCCCCAACUGCCGUGCCACCAAGAAGCUCCUUGACAACAGCCACUUGCCCACCACAUUCAAGGUCUCCGGCAGCCCCCAGAAGGAGGGCAGGGUGAGCCAGCGGGCAAGGGUCCCCAAACCUGGUGCAGGCAGCAAGCUCUCUGACCGGCCCCUCCAUGCACUCAAAAGGAAGUCAGCCUUCAUGGCGCCGGUCCCCACCAAGAAGCGGAACCUGGUCUUGCGGAGCCGCAGCAGCAGCAGCAGCAAUGCCAGUGGCAAUGGGGGAGAUGGGAAGGAGGAGAGGCCUGAGGGUUCCCCCACCCUCUUCAAGAGGAUGUCUUCUCCCAAGAAAGCCAAGCCCACCAAGGGCAAUGGUGAGCCCGCCACAAAGCCCCCACCCCCGGAGACCCCCGACGCCUGCCUCAAGCUCGCCUCUCGGGCGGCCUUCCAGGGGGCCAUGAAGACCAAGGUGCUGCCACCCCGGAAGGGCCGGGGCCUGAAGCUGGAAGCCAUUGUGCAGAAGAUCACCUCGCCCAGCCUCAAGAAGUUCGUCUGUAAAGCGCCAGGGGCCUCUCCUGGUAAUCCUCUGAGCCCAUCCCUUCCCGAGAAAGACCGUGGGCUCAAGGGUGCUGGGGGCAGCCCAGUGGGGGUGGAAGAAGGCCUGGUAAAUGUGGGCACCGGGCAGAAGCUCCCAGCUUCUUCUGGGGCCGAUCUGUUAUGCAGAAAUCCAACCAACAGAUCCUUAAAAGGCAAACUCAUGAACAGUAAGAAACUGUCUUCGACUGACUGUUUCAAAACUGAGGCCUUCACAUCCCCAGAGGCCCUGCAGCCCGGGGGGACUGCCCUGGCACCUAAGAAGAGGAGCCGAAAAGGCCGGGCAGGGGCCCUUGGACUCUCCAAAGGCCCACUGGAGAAGCGACCCUAUCUUGGCCCGACUCUGCUCCUGACUCCCCGAGACAGGGCCAGUGGCACACAAGGGGCCAGCGAGGACAACUCUGGUGGAGGAGGCAAGAAGCCAAAGAUGGAGGAGCUGGGCCUGGCCUCCCAGCCCCCUGAGGGCCGGCCCUGCCAGCCCCAGACAAGGGCACAGAAACAGCCAGGCCACACCAACUACAGCAGCUAUUCCAAGCGGAAGCGCCUCACUCGGGGCCGGGCCAAGAACACCACGUCUUCACCCUGUAAGGGGCGUGCCAAGCGACGACGACAGCAGCAGGUGCUGCCCCUGGAUCCCGCAGAGCCUGAAAUCCGCCUCAAGUACAUUUCCUCUUGCAAGCGGCUGAGGUCAGACAGCCGGACCCCCGCCUUCUCACCCUUCGUGCGGGUGGAGAAGCGAGACGCCUUCACCACCAUAUGCACUGUUGUCAACUCCCCUGGAGAUGCGCCCAAGCCCCACAGGAAGCCUUCCUCUUCUGCCUCCUCUUCCUCCUCCUCAUCCUCCUUCUCCUUGGAUGCAGCCGGGGCCUCCCUGGCCACGCUCCCUGGAGGCUCCAUCCUGCAGCCACGGCCCUCCCUGCCCCUCUCCUCCACGAUGCACUUGGGGCCUGUGGUUUCCAAGGCCCUGAGUACCUCUUGCCUUGUUUGCUGCCUCUGCCAAAACCCGGCCAAUUUCAAGGACCUUGGGGACCUCUGUGGGCCCUACUACCCUGAACACUGCCUCCCCAAAAAGAAGCCAAAACUCAAGGAGAAGGUGCGGCCAGAAGGCACCUGUGAGGAGGCCUCGCUGCCACUUGAGAGAACACUCAAAGGUCCCGAGUGCGCAGCUACCACUGCUGCCGGGAAGCCCCCCAGGCCUGACGGCCCAGCCGACCCGGCCAAGCAGGGCCCACUGCGCACCAGUGCCCGGGGCCUGUCCCGGAGGCUGCAGAGCUGCUACUGCUGUGAUGGCCGGGAGGAUGGGGGCGAGGAGGCAGCCCCAGCCGACAAGGGCCGCAAACACGAGUGCAGCAAGGAGGCCCCGGCAGAGCCCGGCGGGGAGGCGCAGGAGCACUGGGUGCACGAGGCCUGUGCCGUGUGGACCGGCGGCGUCUACCUGGUGGCUGGGAAGCUCUUUGGGCUGCAGGAGGCCAUGAAGGUGGCCGUGGACAUGACGUGUUCCAGCUGCCAAGAAGCCGGGGCCACCAUUGGGUGCUGCCACAAAGGAUGCAUCCACACCUACCACUACCCGUGUGCCAGCGAUGCAGGUACGAGCCCGCCCGGGAACAGGAGGGCAUUGGAGCCCAUCCAAACAGUCCAGGGACCCUGGGCACAGCUCCCCAAACCCAGGCCCCAUCUCACUCUUCAGUUUCCCUCCUCUCUUGCCCCAGCAAUUCUUUAUUUCUGUCCGCAUAGACCUCUGCUGGGCAAUGCCAGGGACAUGGAAAUGAGGCAUUCCCCAGUCACCUGCUUGAGGGGUGCCCAGAGCAGUGAGCGAAGAUAGAGGCGUAAAUUACAAUGUGGAAUGCUGUCUGUGGAGCCGUCAUUGCCAAGGGGCGGGGAGGAUCUCAGGCCUCAGAGAGAAAGGGGCAUUGGGGGUUGGGCCUUUGAAGGAUGAGUAGGAGUUCACUGAGCAGAGACAAGGGGAAAGGCACUACUAUGACAGCAAAAACCAAAUGAGUUGGGGGUGAUGAGAUUCAAAACAGAGACUGAGACCCAUGAUCUCCUGUUGGCCACAAGGAGCAAUUGUGGAAGCUCUGAAGCAGGGUAACGGGGUCUGGAGGUAGGCCCAGGCUCCCCUCAUCCUCCCCCCAAGUCCCUCCUCUCACUCAUG
Messenger RNA from Mandrillus leucophaeus (drill), 6326 nucleotides. RefSeq names its product retinoic acid induced 1 (gene RAI1). The record is from RefSeq and is a predicted model, not a curated record. Gene Ontology annotation, cellular component: nucleus. Gene Ontology annotation, biological process: circadian regulation of gene expression; regulation of transcription by RNA polymerase II. Lineage: Eukaryota; Metazoa; Chordata; Mammalia; Primates; Cercopithecidae.